This is a messenger RNA of Thunnus maccoyii (southern bluefin tuna), 1687 nucleotides long. RefSeq names its product mitogen-activated protein kinase kinase 4a (gene map2k4a). NCBI's taxonomy places the organism in Eukaryota, Metazoa, Chordata, Actinopteri, Scombriformes, Scombridae. Gene Ontology annotation, molecular function: JUN kinase kinase activity; ATP binding. Gene Ontology annotation, biological process: protein phosphorylation; MAPK cascade. The transcript has 13 exons. Bases 299 to 1591 code for a protein of 430 amino acids. The record is from RefSeq and is a predicted model, not a curated record.
GUCACUUGGUCAGCUGAUUGCGGGUCGUAAAGCUUCUCGGCCAGUUUAGUUAGCUUAGCCUAGCUGGGUGUUUGUUUUCGUUAACGUUACUACACGGGUAGCUUUUAACGUAACACAGAACUUUAAAAACAAACAAAACAACUACAACUUAACAAUUUAACACAUUUUAAACUGUUCUGCGGUCUCUCUGUGCGUGUGUUGCGGUGAAGUUGACGUGAGUGAGGCAGUAAUUAUUCCUGCAGGGAGGGUGAAGUUGCUCUCCGUGUCUCUCUGCAUUGCAGCCCCGGCGGCGCUGCUGAUGGAAUUCAAACACACAACAAUGGCGACUCACGGUCCGAACAACUCAACAACACCGAGCGGCAAUAACCCAGGCUCCGCAGCGCACCACCACCACCAGCCCCAGCCUCAGCACAUCACCACCGUGAGCAGCAUGCAGGAGUCCAACACCUGCUGGAGAUGUCAGAGUGAAACAGGCUUUCAGAUAAACCUGUCUGGAGCUCCCCCAAGUAAACGCAAAGCCCUGAAGCUGAACUUUGCCAACCCUCCGAUCAAACCCACGACUAGAUUCACACUGAACACGGCGGGGCCGCCCUUUCAGAACCCGCACAUAGAGAGGCUGAGAACGCACAGCAUCGAGUCAUCAGGAAAGUUGAAGAUCUCCCCGGAGCAGCACUGGGAUUUCACGGCCGAGGAUCUCAAAGAUUUGGGCGAGAUCGGCCGAGGGGCUUACGGCUCCGUCAACAAGAUGGUGCACAAGCCGAGUAACCAGAUCAUGGCGGUCAAGAGAAUUAGGUCAACGGUUGAUGAAAAGGAACAGAAGCAGCUGCUGAUGGACUUGGACGUGGUCAUGAGGAGUAGUGAUUGUCCUUACAUUGUGCAGUUUUAUGGCGCUCUUUUCAGAGAGGGUGACUGUUGGAUUUGUAUGGAACUUAUGGCUACCUCGUUAGACAAAUUUUACAAAUUUGUAUAUUGCUCAUUAGACGACGUGAUUCCAGAAGAAAUCUUAGGGAAAAUAACAUUAGCUACUGUGAAAGCACUUAACCACUUAAAAGAAAACUUGAAAAUAAUACACAGAGACAUUAAGCCGUCGAACAUCCUCCUGGACAGGAACGGCAACAUAAAGCUGUGCGACUUUGGCAUCAGUGGUCAGCUGGUGGACUCCAUCGCCAAAACCAGAGACGCGGGAUGCAGACCGUACAUGGCGCCAGAGAGAAUAGACCCCAGCGCGUCCAGGCAAGGCUACGACGUCCGCUCAGACGUUUGGAGUCUGGGAAUCACACUGUAUGAGCUGGCUACAGGACGGUUUCCCUACCCGAAGUGGAACAGUGUGUUCGACCAGUUGACCCAGGUGGUGAGGGGAGACCCGCCGCAACUCAGCAACUCGGAGGAGAGGCGCUUUUCCCCCAUGUUCAUCGCCUUUGUCAACGCGUGCCUUACAAAGGAUGAGUCGAAAAGGCCAAAGUACAAAGAGCUACUGAAAGACUCGUUCAUCCAGAUGUACGAGGAGCGCUCGGUGGACGUGGCCGGUUACGUCUGCAGGGUUCUGGAUCAGAUGCCGGCUUCUCCCAGCUCGCCCAUGUAUAUGGAUUGAUAGCAGCAGGACGAAACGAAAACACAUCAAUAAAUAUACACAAGUCUGCAACAAUAAAGACAUGACAAGUAAAAAAAAAAAAAAAAAAAAAAAAAA